Messenger RNA from Trichosporon asahii var. asahii CBS 2479, 2523 nucleotides. Its product is annotated as histidinol dehydrogenase. Gene Ontology annotation, cellular component: cytoplasm. Gene Ontology annotation, molecular function: metal ion binding; histidinol dehydrogenase activity; phosphoribosyl-AMP cyclohydrolase activity. Gene Ontology annotation, biological process: L-histidine biosynthetic process. Bases 1 to 2523 code for a protein of 840 amino acids. The record is from RefSeq and is a predicted model, not a curated record. Lineage: Eukaryota; Fungi; Basidiomycota; Tremellomycetes; Trichosporonales; Trichosporonaceae. The transcript has a single exon.
AUGACGCGCCCCGUCUUCGUCCCACUCGUGGACCCCACCGCCAACGCCCUCAUCCCCUCACUAGCCCUCAUCGGUCCCCUCCUCAUCCCCACCUCCCUCCUCGAUGCCGUCCGCCCGUCCCUCCCCCCGACAGCCUCCUACAUCGUCGAGGCUUCCGCCGCCAAGCCCGACACCGACCUCGUCGCCCUUCUGAACAAUGGCGCCAAGGCUCUCGUCGUCUCCCAGGCUCAGCUUGACAACCUCUCGGAUGUUCCCAAGGAGCGCCUGAUUGUCAAGGUCGCCGAGAGCGAGCUCGCCAACGCCGCGCAGCUGCCCGCCGGAGGACUGUACGUUUCCGCCUCCAAGGUUGUCACCCCCAAGGAGAUCGGCUUCAAGGGCCCCGUCUUCCUUCAGACCGAGGUCAGCGCUGCCAACGCUGUUGAGACGAUCAAGGCCGCCGGCGACGCCACCGUUGUUCUCCCCACUGCCCUUCUCACCGAGGGAGCCUCCACCUCCUCGCACGUCGGCAUUGCCGACGCGUUCCUCGCUCCGGUCAUCAGCGACGGGCCCGACGGACUCUUCCCCACUAUCGUUGCUUCAUCCACCCACUCCUCUCGCCCGCUCGGCAUGGUCUACAGCUCCCGUGAGAGCGUCGCCGAGGCCAUCAAGACCCAGAAGGGCGUCUACCAGAGUCGCAAGCACGGUCUGUGGCGCAAGGGAGAGACCUCUGGCUCGGUCCAGGACCUCGUCAAGAUCGACCUCGACUGCGACACCGACUCUCUCGUCUUUGAGGUUGUCCAGCACGGCACCGGCUUCUGCCACCUCGGCACCCCGACUUGCUUCGGCCAGUGGUCUGGUCUCGCCAAGCUCGAGGACACCCUUCAGUCGCGUUUCGUUUCCGCUCCGGAGGGCAGCUACACCAAGCGCCUCUUCACCGACGAGAAGCUGCUCCGCGCCAAGAUCAUGGAGGAGGCUGAGGAGCUCUGUGACGCCAACACCAAGGAGGAGGUUGCUUUCGAAGCUGCCGACCUCAUCUACUUCGCCCUCACCCGCGCCGUUAGCAAGGGUGUCAGCCUGAAGGACAUUGAGCUCGCCCUCGACGCUAAGUCGCUCAAGGUCACCCGCCGCAAGGGAGACGCCAAGCCGAAGUGGGAGGAGAAGGUCAAGCCGGCUGCCGCUGCUGCCCCUGCUCCCGCCCCUGCCGCCGAGACUGCCGAGGACAAGCCGAUCCGCAUGCGCACCACCGUUCUCAAGGACGUCCCGAAGGAGGAGCGCCCGCAGCUCCUCGUCCGUCCCGUCCUCAACUCGCUUGCCAUGAUUGACAAGGUCAAGCCUAUCGUGGAGCGUGUCCAGAAGGAGGGUGACGCCGGUCUCAAGGCCAUGACCAAGCAGUUCGACAAGGCCGACCUCGAGUCCAACGUCCAGCUUCCUCCCUUCGCUACUCCCUCCGAGGCUGAGCUCCCUGCCGACGUCCGUGCUGCCAUCGACCAGGCUUACUCGAACGUCAAGGAGUUCCACGCCGCCCAGCUUGACGCCGCUCCCCUCCGCGUCGAGACCAUGCCUGGUGUUGUCUGCUCGCGUUUCGCCCGCCCGAUCCAGCGUGUCGGUGUCUACGUUCCCGGUGGAACCGCCAUCCUUCCCUCGACUGCCAUCAUGCUUGGCGUUCCCGCCCAGGUUGCCGGCUGCAAGGAGAUUGUUCUCGCCACACCGCCACGACCUGACGGAUCCAUCUCUCCCGAGGUCCUGUACGUCGCCAAGCUCGUUGGCGUCACCUGCAUUCUCAAGGCUGGAGGAGCUCAGGCUGUCUCGGCUAUGGCUUACGGAACCAAGGAGGUCCCGAAGGUCGACAAGAUCUUUGGUCCCGGCAACCAGUGGGUCACUGCUGCCAAGAUGCUCGUCCAGAACGACACCGACGCUCUCGUCUCCAUCGACAUGCCCGCCGGACCGUCAGAGGUCCUGGUCAUUGCCGACGAGACCGCCAACCCUGUCUUUGUCGCCUCUGACCUGCUGUCGCAGGCUGAGCACGGUGUCGACUCGCAGGUCGUGCUGGUCGGCAUCAACCUCACCGCCGAGAAGCUGUCGGCCAUCGAGGCCGAGGUCGACAAGCAGGCCCGCGCCCUCCCGCGAGUCAAGAUUGCCCGUGAGGCGAUCGGCAAGUCGCUCAUCGUCCUCGUCGACACGCAGGACGAGGCCAUGGAGUUCUCGAACGAGUACGCUCCGGAGCACCUGAUUCUGCACCUGAAGGACGCGCCCGGUGCCGUUGCCCAGGUCGAGAACGCGGGCAGUGUGUUCGUCGGCGCCUUCUCCCCCGAGUCGUGUGGUGACUACGCUUCUGGCACGAACCACACGCUCCCGACGAACGGCUAUGCGCGCCAGUUCUCGGGCGUCAACACGCUCUCGUUCCAGAAGCACAUCACGAGCCAGGAGGUCACGGCCGACGGACUGCGCAAGCUGGGUCCCGUCGUCGUCACCCUCGCCGAGCGCGAGGGGCUCGAGGCGCACGCGAACGCGGUCCGCGUCCGUCUCGCCGAGCUCAGCAAGUAG